Molecule: messenger RNA, 4521 nt
Organism: Dimorphilus gyrociliatus
Lineage: Eukaryota; Metazoa; Annelida; Polychaeta; Dinophilidae
Source: the annotation of a GenBank genome assembly
CUUCUUCUUCUUCUUCUUCUUCUUCUUCUUCUUCUUCAUCUCCUUCAUCAUCAUCUUCUUCCUCUUCCUUUGGUUUUAAUAAUAUUGUUAAGGAGUAAUAAUUAUGGGAGGAAUUUCAAGCAUCGUAAGAUCAACUAGAAAUCGUGAUAGUGUGCCAACUGAUGAUAUGCUCUUUCCGUCAUUAAGGAACAAUCUUGAUAAUGUCUUUGAGGGAGGAUUAGUUGACGAAUUGAUUUUUGAGAGAUAUUUAAAAGAGGCUAUUAGAGAUAAUCGUCCUAAAGUAUUUGAAUUUUUGGUAAUUGAAUGUUUAUUUCAUCUACAUAAAACUGGGAUUAACUUUUUGCGAUCGUCCUUGAAAUUAUUUUACAUAAAUAUAGGACAUGAUAUAAUUGAAUUUGAUAGACCAAAAAUGCUAGAGAUUUGGGAAGAAAGAACGCAAAAUUUACUAUUUAAAGAGAGAUUCCUUGUCGAAAAGCUUUUAAGAAUUGCUGCUCAGUUGAAUAGAAGGGAAUGCUUUGAGAUUUUGGUAAAUUUUACUGGACUGGAGAGAAAUUAUAUGGUAUUCUCUCUCAUUAUGAAUAGUAAGUUUGAAGGAAAAAUUCAAUUUAUGGAUGAAUUGUUAUCAAGAUUCGAAGAUGAGGAUCAACUUAACCAGCAUAUAGUUAUGGCUUGUCUUAAUACCGAGGCUAGCAUUAAUGACAUCAAACAAGCUCUACAACUACUAAGAAUGGAAAAAUUGGACAAAAAAUACCUUAGUUACUAUGUUAUGCGAUGCGAUCGACACGAUUUACUCCAGCAUGUCUUGGACAUCGGCUUAAUAGAUUUCUCUGAGGAAGAUGCAAGGCAGUCAAUAUGUUUUCCUUGUAAAUUUCUUGAUUAUCUGUUAAGCCGUUUCCCCGACAUUUACAAGUCGUACUUUACUACGAUUUUAUCUUGCCACGUGAUGAAGAAUAUUCUUCCCGAAUCGUCAAGUCUGCUAGCUAUCUCUCAACAUCCCCAAUUUAGUGGCAAUCAAUUUCAUAGAAAUCUAUUUUUUGAACUAUUAUUUCGUCAUGCAUCUAUAUCUCUAUUACGUCCAAAUGAGAGGUUAAACAGUCCAAAAUGGCUCCACUCCUUUUGCGUGUUGUUGGAUAAAUCCGAAGAAUUCGGUGGAUUUCCCCGUCGAAUUAUUGAUUUCGCGUUUAACUCUCUAAUGAUGGCGUCUCUAUGUUUACACGAACGUUUUAGGUUGUAUUUCUCAAGGUUAAUCUCAACAUUGGUCUAUUACGGUUAUACUUUUACGUUUCUCGAGCUUCCAAGACGUUUCUUUGAUUUAAUAAAAGAGGAUGAAAUAUACGGGAAGACGUUGGAAUUACUAAUUGAAACUUCAGGACAAUUUAAUUUCAACUAUCUUUUAAAAGAAUCAACCGGAAGAUGCCGUCUAAUGACCCUUCGAGCAAUGGCUAUAAGAACAAUCCGAGAGAAGAUAAAAAGGCCAUUUCAAAAAAAUUUGAAAAACCUUGUUAAAAUUUGUAAUAUUCCCUUCUCAGUUGAAAAUCUUAUUAAUCCGGCAAAACAGGUAGAAAGAGUUGAUAUCCCUAAAAUUGACUUUGAAAUUAUUAACAAUAAAUUAUGUAUUGAAAAUGAUUCCGAUAUAUUUGCUAAAUCUCCUGAAUUUAUUGGAUUAUCCUAUAUUUGAAUUAUUGUUUAUUAAUAUAUCAAAUAAUGUCAAAAUGUUAAGUAAAACCUUUUUAUUUCUUGUUUUCUUUUUAGUUUAACGUUUAUUCUUGUCUGUAUAAAACUUUAAAUUAAAAAUAAAAAUAGUUAAUGAAGUAUUUUAUUUUUUUGACCCAUUUUUUUUUUCGUAUCUACACAAUCAAUCUACUUCUCUUCCUCGCGCGCUCUCUCUCUUCCUCCUUAUGCCUUUCUUAUCCAUUUAGAUUUUUUGAUAAGCAAAGGGAGUUAUCCAGUGGUGCAACUGCAGGAGAUACUAUCGUGACAAGUAUAAUAAUUGUAGACGCAUCACUGUUUAGAUUACUGGCAAAACCAUCUCUACUUUUCUAAUAGAUGCUAAAAUCACUAAAAAUAUCUUCUUAUAAAUGGCGUUAACAAUCACUAAUUGUCUUUAACAAGAUAUAUAAUUAAAACUAAUUUGUUAUGCUGUUUUAUAAUAACCUAGCUGAAAAAGACUUAUUCGAGUUGUUUUUUUUAUCAAUACUGCAAUUAUUCAUACUAUAUUGCAGUAGAUUUAUAUUAUAUUUCUCUUUGCACAGUCGGCGCUAAUUCCUAUAAUACUAUCAAAGUUAACCUUUAAAGAAGAUACUUGUAUAUCUUAUGUUGGACACAGCUCACCUAAUUGAAAACGGUAAAUCUUUAUUUAAUGAGAUUUGUUACCAGAAAGGUUAACGAUAGCGCUUCAUUGUACAAAAUAAAAUUAACUUUGACCUUCUUCUUCCACGACAUAAUCAUAGAAUUUAUGAGAUCUCUAAUGUUUCUUUUAUCUAGAUGAAAAACCUUGUUAUUCUCGUCACGAAUAGGUAAAAGUAUAUAUGGUGUCGUUCAAAUAAUUUAUUUAUUCUUCCAUCAAAACAGAGAGUAGAGGCGAAAGAUAAAAGAUUUGAAGAGAGAGAGAGAGAAACGUCUAUGUAAAUAGUCACGAAGAAGGUAAAAGAGAAAUCGCCAACUAAAAAUAGAAAGUAUAGAUAAUGUAAAAGUACAUUAUAUUUUAACAUAGACAACAAAUUCACCAUUUGAAACUUGGAAUUGUUUCCAACAAAGUCCAUGAAUUUGCAUAAUUUCUCGCAAGUUAAGCAUUUUUUCAACUAAAAAUGGUAAUUUCAAGUCAUUUAUCAUUUUCAUUAGAUUAUCAUGAAAUGGUUUUCUUAUAUUUCUUCUUAAAGUCCAUCUUGCCAUCUCUUUUAAUGACAUUAGACGUGCUUCUUUACGAAUUUUAACUAAUUUAUUAAAGUAGGAUUGAUCACUGGCUAACAUUAAUAUUUCGAAUGGAAAAUUUUGCUCUUUCAAAAAAUCAAAGCAUUCGUUAGUCUCAUCGUGUAAAAAUAGGAAAUAAUCAGUUGAGAAAGCGUGCCAUAUCAUUGUUGCAAUAAACGUAGUAAUCCUUUUCGAUUCGGAAACUGGAUAAUUUAGUCUAUCUUCAGCCUUUUUCUUUAAAAAGAGAUAUACGUAAUUCCGUAUCAAUUCGGAAAAUAUUGCACCAUCUUGACUAAAUCUAAUAAGAACGAAGAGAGAAUACCAGCAAUCGGGUCCUGAAGAAAGCUCUUGUUCAUUUUGAUAACAAGGUAUAAUAUUUGUAACGAAAUAAUCAAAAACUAUAUUCUUAUGCAUCUGACUUUUAAAAGUUUCUUUAAAUAUUGUAUAUAAAUUGUAUGAAAGUGGUUCUGGUUUAGUACCGAAUAAUCCAUGGUUUAUAUUCUCUAUUACUUCAAGAUAAAGUGAACCAUAAUGUUUUAAUAAUUCCUUUAAAAAUGUACAUUGACACUCGAGGGAUGCCAAAGCAACUGUUUCGUUAAAUUCGAAUACUUUAUGAUUCAUUAACUCCAAAAAAUAUUCAAAAUCUAGUUUUGGCAAUAAUAAUUUGAUAAAAUUUCUAAAUUGAUUUGUUGUCUUUUUAUGACAAGCCAUUAAUUUUCUUAAAUCGUAUAGAUCUAUCCUUUUUUCAAAACAAUUAGCUAGCAUUCGAAGUUGUUUCUGAGAAUUGGGUGGAUCAUUUAUUUCGUAAAUCAGAUAUAACCAAGAAUCUUCAUCAUUCCAAUUGUAACUUUUAAAAAAUAAUUUAGCGAUUUUUAUUUUAUCAUCAAACUUACUUUUUAAUAUCAUAACUGGUGUAUCUUCGUUCAUUCUUAUUAUUUUUAAACGCAUAAAUAUGUCGAAAUAGUCACGAUUCUCUUGCUGAAUUACUUUUUGAAACAGCAAACCAAAUAUAUCUUCGCAUUUUUUUAUAGUUUUUAACUUUCUCCAAAAUUCUAAAAGUUCUUUGUUAUUGUGAUUUUGUAAGCAUCCCUCAACAGUAUCGUAAAAUCCUCUUAGUUCCUUACGACUGUAUUCGCCAUAGACACUUUCCUCUAUUAACCAAUCUUGAUAAAUAGUCAAUUUACAUAACCAUUGAACUAUUAUACAGAUAAAAAAUUCGUCUUUAUUAAGCCUCAAUGCUUCAUAUAGACAUUUUUCUAGUAGAUCACCGUCGAUCUCCGAACAAUAGGCAACUAAUCUUCCGUGCAAACAUCUUAUAUCUUCUUCUCUAAUUGCUUGUAACAAAUCCAAAGCGAUUUUCUCUUUCUCCGUCAUAUAUCAUAAAUCAAUAUGUAACUAUUUCCUAUUCCUAGCCUAACUAUACAUAGAAAACUGUGCAAUUGGUUAAAUUUUAUAUGAUAAAACUUAGAAGUAAAUAAAAAAGGAUAUGGAAAAAAGCAGGUUAGUUUCGCAGAAAAUAUAAAUUGUUUAGUAGCGACAUCUGACUUAUUUUACCCGCAGCUGCUAAGUUAGUCUAUGAAAUUUGACUACCAAAUUCCGAAACUAUGCUUA